Messenger RNA from Saxophila tyrrhenica, 1209 nucleotides. RefSeq lists its product as uncharacterized. Gene Ontology annotation, biological process: regulation of DNA-templated transcription. The transcript has a single exon. The record is from RefSeq and is a predicted model, not a curated record. Bases 1 to 1209 code for a protein of 402 amino acids. Lineage: Eukaryota; Fungi; Ascomycota; Dothideomycetes; Mycosphaerellales; Extremaceae. Gene Ontology annotation, molecular function: DNA-binding transcription factor activity.
AUGGGUCCAUCAGACCCAAAUCAGUUUGGCAUGAACGGGACCGGGAACAACGGUUCCAACCAUCAGCAGCAGCAGCAGCAGCAGGAGCAACCGUCGUUCGUGAUGGACGACAUCGACUGGAAUUCCCUGAUGGAGGACAUGGGCGUGGAGACCCCGCCCACCACACCCUCUGAAGGGCAGUUCCCACCGUCAGGGAGCAAUCAGAACUCCCCUGCUGCGCCUGACAAUGGUCAGGGCCAAUCGACCGUCUCCCCUGCGCCUGGCAACGGCCAGGGCCCAUCGACCUCUUCUCCUGCGCCUGGCGAAGGCCAGGGCCAAUUCAACUUCUCUGCGGCUCCUGGCAACGGCCAGGGCCAAUUCAUCGGUGGGCCCGUCGUUCCAGACUUCCCCCAGGCCCAAAGGGAGUUUGAACCGUACUACCAUGAGCCCGCUGGUCAGGUCUUCGCUCAGGACCGGGUGGCAGGUCAAAGCUGGGCCUCCCCGUCACAAGUCCCCGGGCCCUUCCCCCAGACCCCGGCUGGCUACCCUCCGGGCCAGCUGCCAUUACCCCAGGGCAUUCCUUCCUACCCCCAGGACUCUCCUGUCUGGCGUCCAGGGCAACUUUACCCGAGCCCGGACGAGACGGACCAAGAUUGGUACCGUCAGCUUUCCCCGCUUCCCUCGCGCACCGAGCCUCCCUCGUACACCGGGUAUCCCGGGCCCUCCUGGACUUCCUCUCCCGAGUCGGCUCCAACCGACCACCAGCCCACGCCGACGCGGACGCCGAUCCCGAGGGACCCCUCGAGACACCCCUCGACGACCACCCAGCCGACGGGUCCGAUGACACAGGAGGUCGAGCUGCCAGGCAAGAAAAGGCCGGGUAGGCGACCGCAGACGGAGAAAGGGGAAGGGGAGCCCGGCUCCUCCGACUCCCGCGAGAGGCGCAAGCAGCAGAAUCGUGAUUCGCAGCGCAAGUUCCGCGACAAGCGCGCGGAGAAGGUGGGUGAGUUGACGACGGAGGUCGCCCAUCUAAGGGCUCAGCUCAACGCCUCGGAGAGUCGUCGUCUGACGGCGGAAGCUCAGGCCGAACAGGAGCGGCAGGGGAGGCUGGCGGCCGAAGCACGGGUCGUCGAGCAGGCGCAGGCGCUGCAGCAGCAGGCAGAUGAGAUGGAGGAGCUGCGGAGGGAGCUGGAAGAGCUCCGCAUUAAGUCGAAGAAGGAUGAGAAGUGA